Paramecium octaurelia is the source of this 1959-nucleotide messenger RNA. The record is from the annotation of a GenBank genome assembly. Lineage: Eukaryota; Ciliophora; Oligohymenophorea; Peniculida; Parameciidae.
AUGAAUCAAUAUAUUAAACCAUUCAAAUAUGAGGAAAUCUAAUAAAAAAGUAAGAUAGAAAUAGCAGGAGUAUGCAAUGCAAUAUCAUUUAAUAAAGAUUCGACAAUUUUACUUGUUGGACUUGAGAGUGGAUAUAUUAUAUAAUAUACUUUUAAAUUGGGAGAACUUAAAUUGAUUUCUUAAUGUUUUAGUUAACCUAGUUUGUAAAGGUUCAUUGUUAUGACAAAAUCCAACUAUUAUUUUUCCUAAAAUGGGAAAUUAGAUUUAACAAUAUGGACUUUGAUUUCCAUUAAUAAUCACAAGGCUCAAUCAUAAAUUAGAAAAUUGAAAGCAAACAUUAUCCUAUUCAACUAGUAGGAGGAUUUAAUGAUAACUGGAGACCAUAAGGGGGAGAUUAAUUUCAUAAAGAAACAAAUGCUUUCCUGGAAUGUUGUCGAUACAGUCAAAAUUUCUUGUUAGUUAAUUUUUCUAUCCUUCAAUUAUUCUGAAAAUUCGAUCAUUGCCAAAAUUGGAAUUGGGAAAAUUGUCAUUUUAUAGAAAAUUAGUAAAGAUGGUCAUGAAAAUUGGAUCAUUUUCCAAUAAAUUAAAUCUUAAGAAAUGCUUGAUAAUAUGCUAUUUAUAAAUGAUUCAAUGAUAGCAGUAUAAAUAUUAGGAUCAAGGAACUGGCAGUUGUAUAAAUUAGGAAAAGACUAAAAAGAAUACACCCUUAAAAAAACAAUUGAAAUACCAGCUUUGAAUGAAGAUUUAAUAUAUAUAUUUAAAAAGUUUUAUUAAUCAGAGUUUGAUAUUUCAAAUCAAAAUAUUGACUUUUUACAUUUAAAAUUUGGAUUUGGAAAGCUAUAUUUGGCAGUACAAUAUAAUGAAGAAUUUAAUUCAAAAUUAAAGGUUGGAUACUUCGAUUCAUUUAACAAAACAGGAGAAUAUGUCUCGUAUUUUGAUUCUUCUUCUAAGUAAGUUAAAAUAGCUUAGUAUAAACCAUUAUAUUGGGAGUACAAAAUGACUAAACGAUAGGUUAUGUAAGAUGAAGAUCCUUUACAAAUUAUUGCAAUCAAUACUGAAUAAUUAAUACUGAUAGGAAGUAUAAAUAAAUCAAUUAAAGUUUAUUCUUUUUAAAAUCAAACUUUUAAAUUAAUUUAAUAAUUAGAUGAUCACUUAGGUUUAAUCCAUUGUUUAGAAUUUAAUACAAAAAAUAAUACAUUUGUAUCUGGUAGUCAAGAUAAAACACUUAGAAUAUGGGAAUGGGAUAUGAAUUUCUAAAAGUAUAUAUGCUCAAAAAUUUUAGAAGGUUUUGUGGAAUUUUAAUGUGUUUGCUUUAAUAUAGAUGAAAAUUAAAUGAUUUCAGGUGGACAGAAUUAAGUAUCAUUUUGGAGAUUCUAAGAUACCAAUUGGUCGAAUUAUUAAAUUUUGGACCUUGAUACCGAUCAUAUAUAAGGGUUAAGUUUAAGCCCUUCUUAGUAAAGAUUAUUAAUUUGUUUGAAAAAUUAAAAAAUAGUAAUUCUUCAAUAAAUAAAUACAAAUAAUUAAAUUAUUUGGAAAGUUUUAAAUAAGAUAAAUUUAAAUAUGCAAGGGCACUCUAUAUUUUUUAAUAAUGAUAAUCUAAUAGCUUUUUAAGAAAAUCGUAAACCGUAAAUUCUGAUAUUUUAAUUGUAAAGUGAAGAGAAUAAAAUUGAUUAGAAGACUUAAUUAAUAUUCAAUUAAGAUGAUGAUUUUUCUUCCAUAUAGUCUCCUUUUAUUUAUAAUGAAAAUAAAAAAAAUUUUCUGGUAAAGAUCAAUUGCUAUAUAUUCAUUAUUACUACCUCUGAAAAUUAAUACCUAUCUUUAUAUUAAAAAAUUUAGUUUAGCAAUUGUGAAGUAUAAGGUGUAUUAAGCAAGGAUGGAAAAUUGUAUAUUUCUUGGAAUUAUAAAGAAAAAGAAUUUCAAAUCAGAUAAUUUAAGAGUUAUUAAAAUUAGCCAACAUGA